AUGGCUUCUUCUUCAAAUAAUCACAAUAACCCUUUCGAUGAAUCAAGUCAUCGCACAAUUGAUCAACAAGUUGAUGAUUACUAUGAUCAAUACGUUGAUCAGGCUUUUGGUAAUUUGAUGCUUCAUUACCAACAAAACCUGGAGGCAAGGCCGUCAAAAAAAAAACGGGCUUAUAUUGAAAGAGAUCGGGAGGCAGGUCAUACACGGUUAUGGAAUGAUUACUUCAGUGAAGCUGCAACAUAUCCAGCUAAUAUAUUCCGACGCCGUUUUCGAAUGAAUAAGCCAUUAUUCAUGAAAAUUGUUGACCGAUUUUCCAACGAAAUUCGAUUCUUCCGACAAAAAAAAGAUGCUAUUGGAAGGCCUGGUCUCUCGGGACUUCAAAAAUGCACCGCAGCAAUUCGUCUUUUGGCUUAUGGAACUGGAGCUGAUGCAGUAGACGAAUACCUUCGGCUUGGUGAAUCUACGGCUCGCUCCUGUUUGGAACAUUUUGUUGAAGGAAUAAUACAUUUGUUUGGUGAUGAAUACCUACGAAGACCCACACCUGAAGAUCUUCAAAGAUUACUUUAUGUUGGAGAGGAUCGCGGUUUUCCCGGAAUGAUAGGAAGCAUCGAUUGUAUGCAUUGGGAGUGGAAGAAUUGUCCCACCGCUUGGAAAGGACAAUUUACACGUGGUGCUGAAAAACCCACAAUCGUUUUGGAAGCGGUAGCUUCAUAUGAUCUUUGGAUAUGGCACGCAUUUUUUGGUUCCCCAGGUAAAGCUUCGCAAGUGCAUUAUUCUGUCAACGGAAGGGAUUAUCACUUAGCUUACUAUCUCACGGAUGGUUUUAGGAGAUUUGGUUUUGCAAAUGGCAACAAAGAUGGUUUCUUGGGUGGAUUGAGGAAACUCUUUAAAGAACAAUGGCAAGCCGAUGUACUCCUAAAGGGAGGAGACAGUGAUGAGCAUGCAGCUAUCUCCGCACACAAACUUGUUCUGGCAGGAAAAUCUAUGGUGUUUAAAAAGAUGUUGGAAUCAGACGAGUUCAAGGCUUCAUCUAAGCUAGAGACAGUCACUCUCUCUGAGAUGAAACACGAAGAAGUCGAAGCUUUAGUUGACUUCAUGUACAGCGUUGACGGAUCCAUUUCUUGUGAAAGUCUCAAGAAACAUUGUUACGUUUUAGCUAUGGCUACUCAAACCAACAAAGACCAAUUCUUGGGUGGACUUGCAAAGGUCUUGGAAGAACAAUGGCAAGUUGACGUACGGCUCAAGGCAGUGGACAGUGAUGAUGAUUCAGCUAUCUCAGCACACAAAGUUAUUCUGGCAUCAAGAUCGGAGGUUUUAAAGAAGAUGCUAGAAUCAGACGAGGUUAAGAAUUCAGCUAACCAGGUGGAGACAAUCACUCUCUCGGAGUUGAACACAGACGAGUUAGAAGCUUUGGUUGAGUUUAUUUACAGUGAUGGCUCUACGCUUUCUGCGAAAGUGAAGCAACACGUUCGGUCACUCUAUUUUUUGGCUGACAAAUACGUGAUUCUACAUCUACGUGACCUAUGCAGAAGCGAGCUUAUAUCUUCUCUGAAUCCGGAGAAUGCUCUUGACUUCCUUGAGCUCGCUCAGAUCCCUUUUGAUAAAGUCCUCCAUGAUGCAGCCUUCAGUUUUAUCAAAAUGAAUAUAAAUACCAUUGCUAGCUCGGAGAAGUUCAAGGUAUUCGUAGUCAGUAACCCAAAUCUUGCCUUGGAGAUAAUGAAGGCUUCUCUUACUUCGAAGGGUAAUGGAUAUUGUUCUAGAUGUGGUAGCUAUAAAUUGUACUGUAGGUCUUGCGGCCACUAA
Molecule: messenger RNA, 1803 nt
Organism: Eutrema salsugineum
Lineage: Eukaryota; Viridiplantae; Streptophyta; Magnoliopsida; Brassicales; Brassicaceae
Exons: 6
Coding region: 1-1803 (600 amino acids)
Molecular function (GO): protein binding
Source: RefSeq, a predicted model, not a curated record